Molecule: messenger RNA, 9319 nt
Organism: Oncorhynchus nerka (sockeye salmon)
Lineage: Eukaryota; Metazoa; Chordata; Actinopteri; Salmoniformes; Salmonidae
Product: non-homologous end joining factor IFFO1-like
Exons: 9
Coding region: 463-2391 (642 amino acids)
Source: RefSeq, a predicted model, not a curated record
AGCUCUGCAAAUCUUGCAGCACUUGUUGUGUCUUGUGGCCACUUUGGAGCCAGAUAAGCGUUGACGGAAGACACUGGAUUUAUUUUUAAUACAUGAGAGAUUUGCAGCAUUUAACAGUACUUUCUCUCAUAUAGGCUGUAUACCAAAACAUUACUUUUCUGAAAUACAUUUGAGUGUUGUCGCCUGCGCAUAGCCGUCGGACCGGCCUAUUCGGCAUUGUUUUUUUGGGGCGACCGUUAUCCAGCAACAGAGCCAGACAGGAAGAGCGAGGGAACUUAUUCCACGAGCCUCUUUAGACCGACCGGAGAUAAAUCGAGGAAACAUUCGUAAUUAGAAACAGUUACGUAACCUGGUAUAGGUGGAACGUCACGGAUACGUCUGGUAUCCAACAACAAGUCAACUUUCAGCCUGUCAUUAUUUUAUUUUUGUGAUUUUAUACGGAGAAAAUUACCGUCCGUGUUCAUGCCAGAUCUGCAGCGCUUUAGUUUUCCAUACCAUAGCAUGAAUCCUUUGUUAGAGGCGAACUCGCUUCUCCAACAUCAACAGCAGCAGAACCAAGGAGGACCGAGUCAUCCGGAUUCCCCCUCAGGCCUUCUGCCCGAAUCCGUCUUCGGCUCGCUCGACCCGACUUCUUUCUUCCUGGGCGACCAUCCCGGACUGGGCUCGGAGUCUCUGCCAGGGUUCGAUUGCACCACACCCUCACAAGCUUACCUGCAUCUGAACCAUAAUAACCACUCUUAUCACCGGUCUGUGCCCCAACCUCCUGCAGCGAUGGCCCUGAGGAACGACCUGGGCUCCAAUAUCAGUGUCCUAAAGACACUGAACUUACGGUUCCGAUGCUUUCUGGCCAAAGUGCAUGAACUUGAGCGAAGGAAUAAGAUUUUGGAGAAACAACUACAACAGGCGUUGGCUGCGAAGAACAGCUGUGAUGGAAGUUGUUCUGAAAGCGCUAGACGGGCCCAUACCCAAGAAACAGGUGUACAGACCGGGUUUGUGGGAACUAUCCCGCUCAGGCCCGGGUCACUCCCGUUCCAAAACACCAAUAACUCUGCGAGACGACCCACUAUCCUCACGCUUGAGUCCAAGAACAAAGCUGAAACAAACCCCACCGAACCGAAUCAUAAUCCGACCAUCACGGUAAGCCUAUCAACCCCGACAAUCGACUCUCCAGCCGGGUCCAAUUCAAUCACCAACGGGAAAACGGUUUUCAGUACUGGCACUGGAACCCCCACCAACCCGCCUCCCCGGUUCCUCCCCGGUACUAUCUGGUCCUACAACCAUACCCGCAAGCUCGGUUCUGGCGUGGAGACGCGCGUCACCAGCCCCGGUGUGUCCUGGGUCCAGCCGGACGGGGUCGGGGUCCAGAUUGAUACCAUUACCCCGGAGAUCAGAGCCCUGUACAACGUCCUGGCCAAAGUCAAGAGGGAGAGAGACGAGUACAAACGCAGGUGGGAGGAGGAGUACACUGUCAGAGUGGACAUGCAGCAGAAGAUGGAAGACCUACAGGAGGACCUCCAGGAGAGCGAGGGCUGUCAGGAUGAGUUGGCUGUCAGAGUGCAGCAGCUGAAGUCUGAACUGGUGCUCUUCAAAGGCCUCAUGAGCAACAACAUGUCUGAUCUGGACAGUAAGAUCCAGGAGAAGGCCAUGAAGGUGGACAUGGACAUCUGUAGACGCAUCGACAUCACGGCUCGCCUGUGUGACGUGGCCCAGCAGAGGAACUGUGAGGAUGUCAUCCAGAUGUAUCAGGUCCCUAACACCCAGUCUGCCAUCAACUGUCGCCCUCGGAAACAGACCCCGCUGUCCGUCAACAGUAGUGAGGGUGAUGAGACUAUCAGCACCUCGGAGAGCGAUGGGGGCCUGCCCAGAGAGGAGGAGCUCUGUGGCUCGUCAGCCAAUCAGAUCAACGAGGAAAUGCAGAGGAUGCUCAACCAGCUGCGGGAGUGUGAGUUUGAAGAUGACUGUGACAGCUUGGCCUGGGAGGAGACAGAGGAGACUCUGCUGCUGUGGGAGGACUUCCCAGGAUGCACUCUGGCUCCAGAGACCACCCACCAGCCAGGAGAGCAGGAAGACCAGUGUCUGGAGAAGGUGAUUAACGACACUGAGGACUUAUUCAAAUCCAGGGAGAAAGAAUACCAAGAGACCAUCGACCAGAUUGAGUAUGACUUGGCUACAGCUAAGAGUGAUAUGAACCGUCACCUACAUGAAUACAUGGAGAUGUGUUCUAUGAAGAGAGGCCUGGAUGUGCAGAUGGAGACCUGCAGGAGACUCAUCACCCAGAGUGGGGACAGUAAGUCUGGCUCUCCUGUGGCUGGUGAGGAGAGCGUUGACCAGGCUAAGAAGGAAGGGACAACAGCGUCGCCUCCUCUCUCCAACUCUCCUCCCAGAUCAUAACCUAUCAAGACCACCUCCAUCACAUGACCUUCAUACCAUCCAAGCACUGUACCACGCAACACUCUACCGUCACUAUAGCAACGCCAUGUUUACAUUCUAAACACUAGAUGCUUAUUAGUCUAUUUUUAAUUUUCUUCAUGCUAUCUUCAUUCACAUACCUCAAAAUAGGAAAGUUGUAGAUCUAUCUGUUUUUAGCUACGGUGUAGUGUUGUGUGUUUCCAACAGCUUUUAGUCCCCUCUACUGGAAAGUGGUAUUACUAGCACCAUGGAAGUCUGUACAUAAGAAUCCACUGUUUAACAGAGCAAAGGUAACGAGGUAAUGGAUUGAAAUACACAACUUGAAUUGAGAAUACCUCAUAGCAACGUAUGAGCAAUAUUUGAAUGAACUCAUAUGAGUUGUAGGCUAGCGUGUACUCUUAAGGUAGUUGUUGGUACUACAGAGAACCAUGGUAAUAACUCCUAUAGCAUGAUCCAUUUCCACACAGCCAUAAUGAUAAACACACCACACACCAAUACAUUCAUGUCAGGCUAGCAUAGCAGAUCAUUCUAACAGUGUGCUGUCCUGUUGCAACAUUGAGGGUUGUUUUCAGACUCAGUCAAACUCACCUAGAAGUAUAACACAGUAAAUAUAAGCCUCAGGGUGUGUUCGUAAAUUCACUCUGGAGUGCCAGAGUGCGCUCUGUGCAUUCGUAAAUUCAAAGCUUUGUCAGAUUGUCCGUUGUUAAAUUCGGCGUGUUUCGCUCUUGGAGCGUCCAGAGCGCAUGCUGGAGUAGGGUUGAUCCGAGCCUUCUGAUCUCACAAUGGCAGUCAAGCACCCAAGCUAACUGGCUAACGUUGGCUAGCUACUUCCAGACAAAAAUGAGAGCACCUCACUCUGACCAUUUUACUCACCCUAGCAGAGCUGGUUUGGCUGUUUACAUUUUAUCCAGAGCUCUGGUGACUAACUGUGAUGCUGGCAACAAUUUAAUGAAGCUUUUUGCCGAUGUUUACUGACACCGGCCAUAUUCAACCGGCGUUGAGCGCUGGUAAAGUCAUCAGUUAUUCUGCGCUCUGGCACACUCCGGUGAGAGUGCUUUGAAAUCGGAGUCGAUAGCCAGAGAAUUUACGAACGCACCCUUAAACAAAGCAAAGCCCAGUUGGCAAGAGAGAAAAACUCCAGAUGUAUCACUUUAUUAGCAACAAAACAGAAAUAUACUGUACUGUAUCAUAGUUAUUCAAACGGACUAAAAUAAUAUCAAAUCACUCAUUUUAUCAAGACAUCUACACUUCAUUCAUAGGUAUCGAUGAAAACUAGAAAAAGUCCAAUCGUCACUGAUAUCCCGUGUGUGUGAUUUUGAGUCACAUUUUGAAACAAAAGCCUGCCCAUCUCUCUGCCCUUUUGUUGACACCAGACAGGGUGUCAUGGUAACAUUAUUUUACCGUCCUGUUUCUCUUACCUGGUAUUUACUAAGGAAUUAUUGGAUAACAUUGUGUAACAUUGUAUUAUUUCUUCAACACAACUGGUAACUAACUACCUGGUACUGAAUGUUAAAUCGUGGUGCUUGUUUCACUGAAUCCCAAAGAACCCCAAAAGUAGUUUUAUUGUAAUUAUAAUGUAAUACCAUUUUACUGUGUCGAGUAAAGUAAAUAGGAGACUGUAACCAGAGUCAACAAGAGGAGAGGGGGGAGAGCGAGGGCAGAGAUUUUUGUUUUAGAAUGCAGCCGUAGCCUAGGUGUUUCCACUAGAUAACACAGCCACAAAGUCAAAAUAGGCUAUAUCGAAGGUUAGCAGUGUGGUUAAGUUUAGGGUCAGAUUUUAAGAAGAUAAAUUGUAGAAAUAGACAGGGUUUAUGACUUUGUGGUUGUGUAAACUAGUGAUGACCAUAGCCUAGCCUGGUUCCAGAUCUGUAUAUGUGCUUUAGUCAACUCCUCUAACUAUCGUUGUCAUGCCAUUUGCUUUUCUAUGUGACUCCAGAGAGGUCAUCUCUGCCACUGAUCCACUUCUAUCAGGGACUUUGACUUUUGUCAUGGCAUCUAUGAUGAAAGAAGUUCGCUAGAGCACAUACUGAUCUGGUACCAGGCUAGUCAUAGGCUCUGUGUCGGCCCUAUACGUGGUAGUGCAGUGUGAAUAGUGUAAAUACUCUGUUAAAGCUGAUCUGAGGGCAGCUCUGGGGCCUUGCCCUGAUCUCUGUGUGUCUCUGUCACUGACACAGGGAGAGGGAUACAUAUGACAAAGGGCAUUGACACCCAAGUGUUAUUAUACCUACGAGCUGUCUAAUGUAUACUAAUGUUUUGUUUAGUUUCCAGCAGCAGAGAGCAGAGAAAGCCCUGCUACUCUGUCCUCUAGCAGGGAGAUGGGUAGGCUAGCUAUGAUAAGUUAGAUAGGCGAGAUCUAUGUAUCUGUUCUGUGCUCUCUAUUUCUAUGUCUGAUCUGGUUGGUAAGGACUCAAUGCAUCAGUAGUAUUGUAUCAGAGAGAAACGGAAGAUUGAUGAACAGGCUAUAAAAUACAGAAUGUCCACAGAUGAACAAAUAGACAGACCGACAGAUGAAUGUACAGUACGGAUAGAUAGAUGGACAGAUGAAUGUAGAGUACGGAUAGAUAGAUGGACAGAUGAAUGUAGAGUACGGAUAGAUAGAUGGACAGAUUAAUGAAUAGAUGGAUAGAUAGAUGGACAGAUUAAUGAAUAGAUGGAUAGAUAGAUGGACAGAUUAAUGAAUAGAUGGAUUUGAGUGCUAAAGCAACUGAAAACAAGCAGUCUGAAUUAACUUUGAGAAAUAUUGCUGAAACAUUGUUAUAGAAGUACUAAAUACUGAUGCUGAAAAGCUAUCUGACACGGUGCUUGAUAUGAUCUAACCUAUUUUUGAGCUUAAAAGUUACCCGUUAUAAAGAAAGAGCAAAGCAAAUAUGUAUAUUCAAUAAUACAGCAGUAACAGCAAUAAUACGAGUAUUAUAUAUAACAGAAAAGUAAUAAUGACAUGUACAGAUGUAGGAUCUUAAUUUGAUCACCUUUGUUGCCGAGAAUUUUCCUGUUCUAAAAGGGCUUCUAAAGUUUGUAAUUUCCGCUUAGAAAUUUCAGACUUGAUUUUCCCUAAUGAAAAAUGCAUCAACCCAUACAAAAAUGGCCAUGAAUUAUAAUCCACAUAAUAAAUCACAUUUCCUGUUGCUGCAGAAUUUUGUCCUAGCUCAAAUUAAGAUUCUACAUCUGUAAUAAGUCAAACUCGUACACGUCACGAAUGUAAACAAUUACUGAGGAAACCUUGUUUUAUUUUCUCCACUUGUCAUCUAUUUGUAGAUGGGGUGAAAUCGCUACAGCUGAGGAGUAGAUUUCCUCUCUGUUAAUUCAACAUACACAAUGUUAUUAUUCAGUAGAAUGUAGAUGUACAAUACAUUUUUGUUUGUCUUCAUUGACAUUGAAAGAUGCUUGACUUUGAAUACAAAACCUCAGAUAAACAAUAUUUAAUAACUCAAUAAUAGAACACAAGGAUUCCUUCACAAACACUGUCUCUUUAUCAACAACCAAAUGGAGUCCAUUUCAUUUGUGUUUUUCUUUUUCUUGUUUGAUGAGGAAGUUGUUGAAACAGGUGCAGGCUGCUGGUCACACCUCAAUAUUGUAGAAGGGUUUCCAAGGCUUUCUCUGAACGAUUAUAUAGGUUGUGAAUUACAGGUUUUGAAACCAUGAAAAAAUGAUAUGCAUGUCUUAAGCUACAGUUGAAGUUGGAAGUUUAUAUACACUUAGAUUGGAGUAAUUAAAACUUGUUUUUCAACCACUCCACAAAUUUCACAAGUUGGUUAGGACAUCUACUUUGUGCAUGAUACAAGGAAUUUAUCCAACAAUUGUUUACAGACAUAUUAUUUCACUUAUAAUUCACUGUAUCACAAUUCCAAUGGGUCAGAAGUUUACAUACACUAAGUUGACUGUGCCUUUAAACAGCUUGGAAAAUUACAGAAAAUUAUGUCAUGGCUUUAGAAGCUUCUGAUAGGCUAAUUGACAUCAUUUGAGUCAAUUGGAGGUGUACUUGUGGAUGUAUUGCAAGGCCUACCUUCAAACUCAAGUGUCUCUUUGCUUGACAUCAUGGUAAAAUCAAAAGAAAUCAGCCAAGACCUCAGAAAACAAAUUGUAGACCUCCACAAGUCUGGUUCAUCCUUAGUACCCAAGUAUAAACACCAUGGGACCAUGCAGCCGUAAUAACGCCCAGGAAGGAGACGUGUUCUGUCUCCUAGAGAUUAACGUACUUUGCUACGAAAAGUGCAAAUCAAUCCCAGAACAACAGUAAAGGACCUUGUGAAGAUGCUGGAGGAAACGGAUACAAAAGUAUAUAUCCACUGUAAAACGAGUCCUAUAUCGACAUAACCUGAAAGGCCGCUCAGCAAGGAAGAAGCCACUGCUCCAAAACCAUCAUAAAAAAGCCAGACUAGGGUUUGCAACUGCACAUGGGGACAAAGAUCGUACUUUUUGUAGAAAUGUCCCCUGGUCUGAUGAAACAAAAAUAGAACUGUUUGGCCAUAAUGACCAUCGUUAUGUUUGGAGGAAAAAGGGGGAAGCUUGCAAGCCGAAGAACACCAUCCCAAGCAACAUCUCAAGACAUCAGUCAGGAAGUUAAAGCUUGGUCGCAAAUAGGUCUUCCAAAUGGACAAUGACCCCAAGCAUACUUCCAAAGUUGUGGCACAAUGGCUUAAGGACAACAAAGUCAAGGUAUUGGAGUGACCAUCACAAAGCCCUGACCUGAAUCCUAUAGAACAUUUGUGGGCAGAACUGAAAAAGUGUGUGUGAGCAAGGAGGCCUACAAACCUGACUCAGUUACACCAGCUCUGUCAGGAGGAAUGGGCCAAAAUUCACCCAACUUAUUGUGGGAAGCUUGUGGAAGGCUACCCGAAAGUUCAACCAUUUAAAGGCAAUCCUACCAAAUACUAAUUGAGUUUAUGUAAACCUCUGACACACUGGGAAUGUGAUGAAAGAAAUAAAAGUUGAAAAAAAUCAUUCUCUCUUCUGUUAUUCUGACAUUUCACAUUCUUAAAAUAAAGUGGUGAUCGUAACUGAACUAAGACAGGGAAUUUUUACUAGGAUUAAAUGUCAGAAUUUGUGAAAAACUGAGUUUAAAUGUAUUUGGCUAAGGUGUAUGUAAACUUCUGACUUCAACUGUAUGUAUUGGGUAUGCCAUUCCUUAGGCUAGGAGUUUCUCCUGACCACAUGACCUAGGUCCUAGACCAGAGGUAUUCAACUAUUACCCUACGAGGUUCGGAGCCCGCUGGUUUUAUGUUCUACCUGAUUUACUAAUUGCACCCACCUGGUGUCCCAGGUCUAAAUCCGUCCCUGAUUAGAGGGGAACAAUGAAAAAAUGCGGUAGAGCUGGCUUUGAGGUCCAGAGUUGAGUUUGAGGGUCCUAUGCUGUAAGGCUUGAACUAGGGGUUUUUUCUGCUCAGGUCAUAUGGCCAGUAAAACUCCUGGCCCCAGCGUUCCUGCUCUUUGGCCAGAACUGGAGAUUAAAAUGGAGAAUAGAAGGCAGCGGAGAAAUAGUGUGAGAAUGCAUGAGUCAGCGUGUAUGUUUAGGAGAGUGUUCUAAUGUCCUUGGUUUUUAAAAAGAGUUUUACUGGUUCACUUACAACAUGAAGAAUACAAUAGUCCUAAAAUGCACACUGUCUUCCAGUGUCUGUCUGACAAUAGACCAAUUCAUAUCCUCUUCACAACUGAACUGAAGGCUAACGGUAUAACUGAAUCAUUGUAAACUAGAGUGGUAGGGACCAUACAGUGAUGUGUUCUGCUGACUGGAUUCCCAUCUCUACAAAUGUCUGUAAAAUCGACUUGAAAUACUGUAUAUAUGUAAAUCAAUGAUGUACAAUAAUCGCUCUAAUAUUCCUUCAAUAAUCCACUUUCUUCAUGAGUGUAUGUGAUUACAAAGUAAAUUCGUUUUAGAAAUGGCACCAAAGUGUAAAAAAUAAUAAAUAAAAAUAACUACUCACAUGCAAAUGCUUUAACAUAAUGAUGGUAUGAUUGCUAUGAUAUUGUAUGCAUUAAAGGAAAACGCUAUGUUGGAUAUAUUGUAUGUUUAAACACUGGCAAUGCAAGGAGGUCCACAGUCAAAAAUACUUAGUGUCAGGUUCCCGGAUUUGGCACAUAGCUGAACUUUUAAUGUGGAUGGAGAUAUUUGAUUGGUCCUUAAUGUUUCUCGUAGACCAGGAGCCAAUGCUCUUGCUCGGUGAGGACCAGUGUAUUCUCUGGUCCAUAUAUUUUACCAUCAACUAAUUCCAUCUGGCCUGAGUAAGCUAGCAUGCAGGUGAAUAGACUGAGUUGUCAAUGAGAAGACUGUUAGGAAUCACCAGGGCCUCAUUUAUUAAGCAUCUGCACCAGUGCCAUGUUUACACCUGCUCGGUUCAAAAGGGAACGAGUCAUAGAAAAAAAGGUCAAGGGACAAGUAAAGUCCAUUUUCUGUUUUUAUCUCAUAUAAUUCCCCCCGAAAAGAGCAAGUGUAAACAUUGCGCUGCUUGGUAAAUCAGGCCUUGGUCUUUGUUUUGGUGAGGUGUGAGUUAUUUGAAACUGGACUGGCCCCUUGAACAUGUGUGCUUCAAUGCAGAGCUCUGUGUACUGACAGAGAGUUCAACGCAGAGCUCUGUGUACUGACAGAGAGUUCAACGCAGAGCUCUGUGUACUGACAGAGAGUUCAACGCAGAGCUCUGUGUACUGACAGAGAGUUCAAUGCAGAGCUCUGUGUCCUGACAGAGAGUUCAACACAGAGCUCUGUGUACUGACAGAGAGUUCAACGCAGAGCUCUGUGUCCUGACAGAGAGUUCAACGCAGAGCUCUGUGUACUGACAGAGAGUUCAACGCAGAGCUUUGUGUACUGACAGAGUUCAACGCAGAGCUCUGUGUACUGACAGAGAGUUCAACGCAGAGCUCUGUGUACUGACAGAGAGAUGGAAUGAAGAAUAAAAGAUACAGCUGAGCAAUAUAA